UCAAAGUUAUGUCAAUUAAAAUUUGAUUUGCAGGUGAAACGCGAGUAGAAACUGUUAUUGCGUUUACGGAUCUUUGAGUACUUGCGUGGUGAAAUUAGUCAUUAUUUGGGCUAAUUCACUUUCAGAGAUGUAAGCAAAAGAACGCAGACUGACUUUUUAUCUCUGCAUUGUGUUACUUGAAAAGUGAAUAAUAUUAGAAAGAAGUCGCUCUGUUUUGACUUUACAUUUGUCAAGGAGAAUAAUAUAUCAUUCUCUUUUUACAUGAAACCCAUGGGACGUUUUUAAAUUACAAAAUGUCGCAUCGAGUCGCGCGGCGGCGGUGUUGUCAAAGAAACAGUAAAAUUUACACCAUCUAUAAUGACAUACGGGGUUCGUACUGGAGAACAGUUCGGCGACGGGAGUGGACCACAGACGGGGAGCUAAGCAAAGCAUGUAAUAACAUAAAUGUUUGGUCAUAUUUAAUUCUCUGCGAAAGCAUACAGGAUAUCUAUUGAUUUGUGUUGAGUAUUUAAUGGAAUAUUUGAAAUACAAUAAUGUGGAAUGAAUACUGUAGGAAGAGACGGAGAUAUGUGUGGUCAUGUCUCCAUGUUGUCUUUCUCCUUUCUCUUUGUGAACGGACUUUUCAAAUCCGAUACUCCAUUCAGGAGGAAUCACCGCUCGGAACUGCAGUUGGCAAUGUAGCUAAAGACAUUGGAUUGGAUACAAGCCGGCUACUGGAUCGGAACCUGCGUAUUGUUAGUGGAACAAAACAGGAUCUUUUCCAGGCAAACCAGAGAGACGGCGCUUUGUUCGUGAACCAGAGGAUAGACAGAGAGGACCUUUGCGGUAAAACGACUCCAUGUUUGAUUAACCUGAAAGCUUUGAUAGAGAACCCACUGGAAAUGCAUCACAUUACUGUAGAGAUUUUGGAUGUGAACGAUAAUUCCCCGAGUUUCCCGGAUAAAGAUUAUCAUUUAGAAAUACCCGAAUUGACGGUGAUCGGAGCGCGAUUCCAGUUGGAAGGAGCGCAGGACCCAGAUAUCGGACUGAAUACUCUGCGAUCAUAUAAACUUAGUCAGAAUAAUUACUUUAAUUUGGAAAUAGAGGAAUUAAGCGAGAACACUAAAAUUCCAUUUAUAAUACUCAAAGCACCUUUAGACCGAGAAAUUAUUCCACAAUACAACAUGCAGAUUACGGCUAUGGACGGUGGCAGUCCGACUAAGUCUGGUUCUUUAAAUAUUUCGGUUAAUGUUUUGGAUGCUAAUGAUAACGCGCCUGUAUGUGGAAAGGACAAAUAUUAUGUCACCAUUGCUGAGAAUGUACCAUUGGGCACUGUGUUAAUUCAAGUAAAUGCAUCCGAUCCUGACGAAGGAGUUAAUGGUGAGGUUGAAUAUACCUUUCGAAGUAAAUUCAAGGGCAAAACGUCUGAAGUUUUUCUUCUAAACAACAAAACGGGUGAAAUACAAAUAAAUGAUGUGAUUGAUUUUGAAACGAAAAAGAUUCAUGAGAUUAAAGUUCAAGUAUCUGAUAAGGGAUCUUCACCAAUGACUUCCUACUGCAAUGUGUUUGUGAAAGUGGAGGAUGUGAAUGAUAACAAGCCUGAAAUAGACAUCGCCUCUUUAUCCGGCCAGAUUCCUGAGAACGCGCCUUUAGGGACCGUGGUAGCGCUGAUUGGAGUAACAGACCUGGAUUCAGGUAUCAACGGGCGGGUAUUUUGUACAUUACCCGAAGACUUGCCGUUUGAGUUGAAACCUUCCACCGAGGGAAACUUUUAUUCAUUAGUGACAAAUGGCAACUUAGACAGGGAGUCAGUACCACAGUAUGAUAUAACAAUAACAGCGAUGGAUAUGGGGACCCCUUCAUUAUCGUCUGUUAAGACAAUCCGGGUGGAAUUAUCAGACAUUAAUGACAACAGUCCGGUCUUCUCACAGAGUCCCUACACCUUUAACAUAAUGGAAAACAACGAACCUGGUGCGUCAAUAUUUGCCAUCAGCGCCACUGAUGCUGAUGAAAAUGAAAAUGCUCUCCUUUCAUAUUCAUUUGGGACUGUAAUUUCAAGUCAAAGUGCAAUAUCUUUCUUGAACAUUAACCCCGAUAAUGGUAUUAUUCAUGCAUUGAAAAGCUUUGAUUUUGAAAUAAUGAAAACUUUCCGGUUCCAAGUAGUAGCUAAAGACUCCGGAACUCCAUCACGAAGCAGCAACGUCACGGUGAACGUGUUCAUCCUGGAUCAGAACGACAACGCUCCGGUCAUCCUGUCCCCAGUCAGUACUAAUGGAUCCACUGAGGGUGUGGUGGAGAUUCCCCGCAAUGCAAACGCAGGUCAUUUGGUGACUAAAGUAAGAGCCUAUGAUCCUGAC
Paramormyrops kingsleyae is the source of this 2336-nucleotide messenger RNA. The record is from RefSeq and is a predicted model, not a curated record. Lineage: Eukaryota; Metazoa; Chordata; Actinopteri; Osteoglossiformes; Mormyridae.